This is a messenger RNA of Scaptodrosophila lebanonensis, 1585 nucleotides long. RefSeq lists its product as uncharacterized. The record is from RefSeq and is a predicted model, not a curated record. The coding region runs from base 10 to 1395 and encodes 461 amino acids. NCBI's taxonomy places the organism in Eukaryota, Metazoa, Arthropoda, Insecta, Diptera, Drosophilidae. The transcript is spliced from 5 exons.
ACAGUCGGUAUGAAUCUGCUGCAUACGGUUGUCUUCGUUCUGGCAACAAGCCUUAUAAUACAGGAUGUCAAGUCCGAUUGCAGUUUGGAAACAUCCUCGCCACGGCCACUACUAGUGACAACGUUUGGAAGCAAGCAUUUUUCUUCUUCUGCUCCAGAAAAUAUAAUGAACAGUGAUGGCGAAGCAUUUCGGUUACACUGCCCCAAAGGGUUUAUGUGGAAAAGUCCAUAUAACGGCUAUAGAGAGGACGAAAGAUAUUUUGGAAAUACAAAUUUAGAUCUCCGAUGUGAAUCAGGCAAUUGGUAUUGGCCGGAUGAUCAAAUUUUUGUAGGAGUUACUGUUAAAUGCGCAUGCUCCCACUCAAGUGCAAUUUUUGAGAGCCGUACAAGUUUGCCGGAUUGCGAAAAUUAUAUGACGCUCAUAUUGGGCCAUCAAUUGAACGAAACGGGUAGUUUAAAGACGAUGGCAAUGUGCUAUGACCCUCUUGGACUUCAGUUGAAAUAUGUCAGCUAUUUGGCGUAUCCAAUGAAAAUCAGGAUGCUCGAAGAGGUAUUGUUGCAGAGACAAGGCGGGGACUUGAACUUACUGGGAUUGGACAUUGGCGUCGACUACACAAAGAGCUUCUUUAAGCAGCUAAGUACCGUUAAUGUGAGCGAAGUAUUGCGCAAGGAUACGCAACUGGCAGAGCUCCUCAGCGCAGAUACUUUCGAGUACGCCAGCUUGAUUCAGGACAAGAUAUUUGCCAAUGAACUAGUUGGCUAUGAGGAUAUGUUUAAUAUUGUUUGGCUGCGAGCUCUGCGCAAGGGCAUCUGGAUGCAUUGGCUUAAUGAUUUGCGGAUAGCCAGUACCGGCGAAAAUGCUCGUAAGUUCAAUGUUCGAUUGGGUGUGUCGGGUGUAGCCACAGUGCCACUGAUGGAUAAGUGUAAUUAUACACGACCGCUGAGCAUCGAGACAUCCGACGGCAACACACUCUCAGUGCCGGCGCAGAUUUGGGCGCAUGUGCGAACACUGCCCCCGGACCAUGGCCGGAAUGAUACAAAAUCAUCAAAGGAGUUCGUCAUUGUGGCCCACAAUUCGCCGUUUUUCAAAGCCGAGGAUUUAAAUAGUUUCUGCACGUCAAUGUGCAACGAGAUUCCUUGGUUGCGAAACAGUUUUGUUGGCCGGCUGCAGCAAUACCCCAUUUACGGUUUGAUGCAGUGUUGUCCAAUAGAGGACGUCGCCAACAAGUUGGACAAUCUUCCCAAGCCUGCUGCAAGAGGAGGAACCACAAUAGCCACAACGGCACCAGAACCGAAUAGACUCCUUUCCUUUUCUUUUUCUUUAGAUGAGAAUGAGCUUGAGGAUGAGUAUUUGGAAAAUAUUGGACCAGAACGUCCUCGUCUAUUUGACAUUUAAAACUACAAAAAAAAAACUCUAAUUUAUGGGUACUUUGAAAAUUCGGAAAAUUCGGCAACAUACGGCUAUUAAAAUGAACUUAUCUAUAUCGCUAUGCUAUGUUGAUUAGAAACAUACCUUUAUACCUAUGCAUAUAUUGUAAUUGUAUGGUUUGCUAAUAAAUAAUCACGUACCAUCUCAUUGAAUUAAA